UCUGUCUCUUUCUUUACAAGCCCAUUAACAACAACUUGCUUCUCUAUGUCCUCAUCUAUAUCAAACGGUGGCAUAAUUAUUGACACAUAGCACGAACACCAUACUUUCAGACAUUCUAUGGAUCAUCUCAAGCUUUUUAUACAACAAAAGAGCGGAUGUUGUAGGUGGUACAUACGCACACUGGAGGGAAAAGUCUCUAAAAAAGACGCCACAGUUUCCUGCUUAUAUACAAACUGUGUUACAUAUAUUCUUAUCAUUCACGUGAAUCCAGAAAGAAUACAGGUUGCCGUUCGUUCUCCAACAACAACGGUCUACAUGUACAACUCUAUAAACUCUACCAAAUGUAAAGUAAAGCUUGCAUGCACGAUGUAUUUUUUCUUAUGUGCCACGAUGAAGUUUUUCCAUGCGCCGUUCGGAAUUUCUUUUUUCCAUCACGGCGUUUUAAGCUUUUGGUUUCUCCGCUUAAAGUUUUGGGCAAAAGUCCGUCAGUGUGCAUUUACGAUUAAUAGCCUAGAAUGCAAGUCUUGUGAACUGUGGCUUUAGGUGGAAACAUCUCAUGGUUCCGUAGACAGUGUGUACGAGGGCGUAGGGGAAUUGACG
This is a messenger RNA of Williopsis jadinii, 600 nucleotides long. RefSeq lists its product as uncharacterized. Lineage: Eukaryota; Fungi; Ascomycota; Saccharomycetes; Phaffomycetales; Wickerhamomycetaceae. Bases 118 to 543 code for a protein of 141 amino acids. The record is from RefSeq and is a predicted model, not a curated record. The transcript has a single exon.